This is a messenger RNA of Frankliniella occidentalis (western flower thrips), 1347 nucleotides long. RefSeq lists its product as uncharacterized. NCBI's taxonomy places the organism in Eukaryota, Metazoa, Arthropoda, Insecta, Thysanoptera, Thripidae. Bases 289 to 1347 code for a protein of 352 amino acids. The transcript is spliced from 9 exons. The record is from RefSeq and is a predicted model, not a curated record.
CCAAUCGCCAGCUGCUCCAGUAGCCAGGCAGCCACCGUCCACGCCGAUCUCAGACAUCCCCAGCCUGCCCCAACCGGUCGUCGUCGAGGAGGGGCGAGCGAGAGCCGUGUGUUUAUUUCGUGUUCAAUACGCUGUUCUUAUUUCUGCCUCAUCUGAAGAGAGCCCCGCACGCCCCCACCAUACACCAAAGGAGAAGUGUUUUUAUUUGACUGAAAUCGUGUGGAUUAGGAAAAGUUUUAGUGAAACCACGCCGCCCCAGAACAGUUGUCGGCUCCGCUCCCCCCUGUGAUGUGGGGAAAGCAGGCGUCUACCGAUGAGUUGAUAUCGAGACCGCGCGCCCGCACCAGGAACAGGGCGGACGACCUCGACGAUGAGCUGCCCUCCAGGUCGACGGGGCUGUCGACGGCGAUGCAGGACUUGUGGAACGACCUCCCCGAGCACGUCAAGAGGGACCCGACUCUUGCGCAGCUGAAGGCAGGCUUGGUGUCUGGAGCGUCAAGGCCCAGCGAACUGAGCGGUGUCGCCGAGAAGGGCAACUUGAGCGAGACCAAGAUGACGUUCCCGGAGGGGGGCGGGGAUGGGGGUGGGAAGGGGAAGGAGUUCCUGUCGAACGUCUCCGUGGCCGCGUCGCUUCACGCCAGCAGGGGCAAGCACGGUCACCAGAACGGGCACGAGAGCAGCACGCACAACAUGCCCGGCGAGAAGCCCAUGCAGCCCUGGGCGAGCCGCCUGCGCAUGGGCGUGCUCAUUGUCACCUGGCUCGUGUUCACGGGUAUUUUGAUGACGAAGAGUGAACGAGAGUUGGACGUCCAUCAGAUAUCCGUACCCAAGAACCAGACCAAGAGCUACAACAUGCUAAACAUGCCGACCGAGAGGCAGGUGUCGGUGACGGUGGGGGGCGCGCUGCUGCCGCCCGAGUAUGGCAACAUGACGGACUCGUUCAUGGAGGUGUGGAUCGAGCUGAUCCAGACGCGGAUGCAGCUGCCCGAGUCGGACCGGCGCAACGUGUCGCUGCACAUCAACAAGGCCGACAUCCUCUUCUCGCGGAACCUGAGCGAGCCGUGGCGCAUCCCGCUGGUGUCGGCGCAGUCCAUCGACGUGGUGCCGGAGAUCAAGCGCGAGAACAUGUUCGACCUGGACGACUUCGAGAUCGCUAGCAUCCCCCACAGCUUGCUGCGCCUGCAGCUGCGCACCAACCUGCACAUCUCGUUCCCGGUCGCCAUCCACUACGACACGUCCCCGAUCAACAUGGAGGACGGCGUCAUCUACGCUGCCGUGGUGCUCGUGGGGCUGUACGCCAUGGUCAUAUUCGAGGGCUGGGAAGUGUACUCCGACUUUUGUCAGUGA